AUGGCUCACCAGCGUAACGACCCGACCGACAUGUACAACUUAUACGACAACAACGACAGCCACGAUGACCAGGAGCAUCAUGAUCAGACUAUGAACCAGACAGCUACCGAUAGCGACCCAACCAGACCACCUCAGCUUAAUCUUGGCAACACAGGCUGUCACUGUAACUGUGGCUGCCUCUGCUCCUCCACCGACGAUGAUGGCGACGGCCACAACCAGGGAGUCCAGUCCGCUAUCGACUCCAUCUGCAGUGGCCACGAAGGAUCUCACUACGCCGCAUCCGAGCUCGGCGACGACCACAUCAAUGGGCAAGAGGGAGAUGAACACAUGAUCGAGGCUGGGGACCUUGGACCUGUUUCUUGCAGGACCAUCAUACGUGCGCUGGCCAGACAGCGUCGCUGCACCUGCCGUGGCAACAACAUCGAGCAAGACGCAUACACGGCAUACCAUACGCCGAUGGACUCUGGUAUGAUGUCUCCAAACUCCAUGCUUGUUAAUCCUUCAGACUCCACCGGCCAGAGCAUGACUUCGUCGCAAGUCCUGAGCGUCCCGUCACGAAGCUCGUCUGUCAUCUUUGGCAUCGGCGGAGCUUGCGCUCAUGACGCCUUCAUGGACCGUUUCACUGUGCUCUACCAGCCGCCGAGACUUACACCAGACAUCACGAUCCCGAUGACGCUGGAUCUCACUGCUGUUGACCUCGAGAUGGGCAUUCCCAGAGACGCAGACUUCUGGUGA
Fulvia fulva is the source of this 735-nucleotide messenger RNA. RefSeq lists its product as uncharacterized. Bases 1 to 735 code for a protein of 244 amino acids. NCBI's taxonomy places the organism in Eukaryota, Fungi, Ascomycota, Dothideomycetes, Mycosphaerellales, Mycosphaerellaceae. The record is from RefSeq and is a predicted model, not a curated record. The transcript has a single exon.